This is a messenger RNA of Moneuplotes crassus, 1641 nucleotides long. Lineage: Eukaryota; Ciliophora; Spirotrichea; Euplotida; Euplotidae. The record is from the annotation of a GenBank genome assembly.
UAUAGGAUUUGCUUCUAACAUGAAAUACAAUCGUAUCAUACCCAGAAGAUUACAAUGCAGCGAUCUUGCAUGCAAAAACCAUAGGUUUUACUUCUGCAGAGACCACAAAGUCUAUUCCUGCAAAGGAUGUGCCACCAAAAUGCAUUACAAGUGCCAACUUAUCACCAUCCAAGACCUCACGGAUCUCAGAACUGAUAUCAAGGAAGUCCAGAAACUAGUUGUGAGGUUUCAGGAACUAGCAACAGAGAAUGGUUUGGAAGUGUAUCUUUCGAAUAUCAAUAGUGUCAUCAAAGGUUAUCAAGAAGACUUGACUGAAAUUGAAAGAAAGAUAAAUGAAGCUAUUGAGCAUGACCACCAUGAGAAAUUUAACGGUCUCAGAUCCCAAAUAAGACAGAUACAAAAUCAUAUGGCCGAUGAACAAGUCAUCAAAGAUAUUCUGUUCUUGUCUACCACAAGAAAUGCGAGUAGAUAUGGUCUUCCGAGAGUCAGCGAUGAGUUCUCUUCUGCCAUCAAGGUCGAGCAUAAAAUUGACGCUGUAGUAAAGCAAAAUAUCAAAUUGAUGGAGAAGAAGUUGGAAAACGAAGCCAGAAAAAUUGAAAAGCAAUGCAAAGACAGACUCUCAGAAGAGUUCAAAGAGCGUAUCCAAACAUUAAAAGCACAGAAAGAAGCUCAAGACAUUGAAAUCGAAGAGCAGAAACAAGCUACAGAGCAGGUGUUAAGACAAGCCCAAGAUUUACUGAAACAAAAACAAGAAACGUUCGCUGAGAAUCAAGUUCUAUUGAAUCACAAGACUCAACUUGAAAUAGAGUUAUCACAGAAAGUUGAAGAGAUUAGGCAAGCCAAAGAUCAGCACACAAAGAAUGAGGAUGAAAUCUCCAAACUUUGAGAAGAAUUGAAGGAAAAUAGCACUCAGCUUGUGAAGAUGCAAGAGAAAGCAAAACAUCUGCUCAAAAAUCUGACUCUCAAUAUGGAGGAAGAAACAGCAAAGACUUUAGUGCAGACAAUGGAACAAAACAAGUACCCUAUUGGGGUCAUACACAAACUAAAGAUUGACAAAGUUGUCAAUGGGGACACUAUUCUCAGCAAGUUUAUGACUUGCUCUGCUCCUUCCUGUCUCAAGCUCUUUGCCUUCAACCAUAGCUAUCUCAGUGAUAAUGAAGGUGACAAAGCAGUAAAAAUAAAAUUUUACUUGCAAGGCCUGAGGAAAAUCCUUCCGAGAGUAACCAAAGAGAUAUACUUAGAGUGCUUGGUGAUAGACAGUAAAGACUUGAGUCAAAUAGUCAAAUGGGCAUCCAAUGCUGAGAGAUUGACUGUUAGAUGGAGUAAAAUUUCAACUUCUGACUCUCUUGAUUUCGCAUCUCCUCAACAAGCCAAACUAAACUACCUUAGUUUACUUAAUUGAGGAUGCAACGACUGGUGCAAUAUGAACUGGGAUGAGUCUCCUGAAAACUUUGAAAAAAUCAUAGUCGCAAUCAAGAACUGUUCUCUUAAGGACUCCCUCACCCAGGUCAAUGUACAAGGCUGAAAGAUAUCUACUUCAAAGGUUUCUGAACUGCUGAGUUCACAUGGACUAUCUCACAUCAGUGCUAUUGCCGAAGGAAACAAACCUUUAGAUUAAUAAUUGGUUUCAAGUUAGAAUCA